This is a messenger RNA of Lingula anatina, 5102 nucleotides long. Its product is annotated as polyamine-transporting ATPase 13A3. Gene Ontology annotation, molecular function: ATP binding; ATPase-coupled monoatomic cation transmembrane transporter activity; ATP hydrolysis activity. Gene Ontology annotation, cellular component: membrane. The record is from RefSeq and is a predicted model, not a curated record. Lineage: Eukaryota; Metazoa; Brachiopoda; Lingulata; Lingulida; Lingulidae. Gene Ontology annotation, biological process: polyamine transmembrane transport; intracellular calcium ion homeostasis.
UAUCGUGGCAGUCGCUGUGGGGAGCAAUGUUUUGCUCAGUGAUUCUUUAAAAAAAACAUUGUCGUACGACGACAACAAAAAAGGUAAACCUAACUCAGCUGCUGGAAUAUUUACACAAGUAAAGGCAGCCAUGUCAUCUGAUGUGAAGAUCACUCGUACUGGGCCCCCUCCAAUGGACCCCAACAAGUCGUAUGUGAACCCUGGAGAAGAGGAUCAGAUGGAAAUUUAUGGGUACAGAAGGAGUAUCUUCAAGUGUGUCAUAAGUGGAGUGUUCCUAGUGGUGACAGCGGGGUUCCUGGGCUUAGUUUUCUACUGGAGGCGGGACUGGAUGUUACAAUGUACUCACUCUCGCUGUUCACUUAGCAAGGCCACCCGUGUGUUAUUGAAGGACCAGUACUUGCAGUGGUCAGUCAACAAAGUGAGGACAGUUACUAGGGAGGGACAGAGCGUGGAUCCAGACCUGUCGUCCAGCUUUGAGAGUGUGGAGUCCCUGACUCACGUCCCACACAUAUCGCUGGAUCCCAAGGCAAACCUGACCAAGACCUCAUCAAGAAAUACAAUGGAAAAACCCGAAGCCAUUAUAAGAAACUUUGUGAACAAGAAGAUCAAAUAUAUUUGGAAUGCAGAGCUCAAGAGCUUUGAACGUCUCAAGGGUCUGGAAGAGGGAGUGUCUUGUGCAUAUUUCUAUGAAGCAGAAGGAGUCAGUGCAGAUGAGAGAGCAAGAAGAAUUGUGCUUUAUGGUGCAAAUUACAUUGAGGUCCACGUUACUCCUAUUUUGAAGAUAUUUAUACAGCAGAUUUUCAGCCCAUUCUACGUGUUUCAAGUGUUCAGCUGUGCCCUGUGGUACGCGGAUGUGUACUACUAUUACGCCAGCACCAUUGUCCUCAUCACCUCAGUCUCCAUCGUGGUGGCCAUAUACCAGAUCAGGAAGAUGGAGAGGAAACUGAAGAAUACCAUUCAUGGCCGGGACACGGUGACAGUAAAACAAGGGACACAUGCUGAUGAUUUUAGUGAGAUGUCUUCAGAUUCUCUGGUGCCUGGAGAUAUCCUAGAAAUUCCACGACAUGGCUGCAUCAUGACGUGUGAUGCUGUCCUCAUAGCUGGAAACUGUAUUGUUAAUGAGAGUAUGCUGACAGGUGAAAGUGUCCCUGUCACCAAAACACCAGUUCCUAAGCCCAACCCAGGCUCUGCUGAAGAGACAUUCUCUAUGAGUCAUCACUCGCGCCAUAUCCUGUACUGUGGGACUAGAGUUAUACAAACCAGGUUCUAUAAAGGACAGAGAGUAAAGGCAGUCGUCCUCAGGACAGGUUUUAUGACGGCCAAGGGGGAGCUGGUGCGGUCCAUUAUGUUUCCAAAGCCAAUGAACUUCAAGUUCACUCAAGAUGCGUACUUGUUUGUUGGUGCCCUGGCCGCCAUUGCUUUCAUGGGUUUCAUCUAUGUCAUAGUCAUAAUGGUGGGUGAUGAAGAAGAGCCGGGAGACAUAGUUCUCCGUACUCUAGAUUUAAUCACCAUAGCGGUACCCCCAGCCCUCCCCGCGGCACUCACCAUUGGCACAGUGUUCGCACAGAGCCGCCUUAAGAAGACUGGUAUCUACUGCAUCAACCCGGCCACCAUCCCAGUGUGUGGAUCCACUAAUGUGGUCUGCUUUGAUAAGACAGGUACCCUUACAGAAGAUGGCCUGGAUAUCUGGGGUGUGGUACCUGCGGAAGAAGGCAGAUUCCAAGAUGUUGUCCAAGAAGCAAACACUUUGCCUGAAGACAACCUUCUCAUCUCCAUGGCAACCUGUCACUCUCUGACCAGGAUAGAAGGAGAGAUCUCUGGUGAUCCUCUAGAUGUGAAAAUGUUUGAAGCCACCACUUGGGAAUUGGAAGAACCAGGAGAAGAGGAGACCAAUAAGUAUGAAUCGCUGGCUCCAACCAUCGUCCGUCCGUCACGGCCUGAUAUCGUAAAUGCUGCCAACCUGCCUCCUGAGUUGGCGCCAUUAGAGGUGGGUAUUGUCCGGCAGUUCACCUUUACCUCUGCCCUCCAGAGAAUGUCCGUGAUUGUGAGGAUUCUGGGACAUGACAACUUCCAGCUGUAUGCUAAAGGAUCCCCAGAGAAGAUAGAGUCCUUGUCAAAACCGGAAACAGUUCCUAAGAACUUCCACAAUGUCCUGAUGCAGUACACAGAGCUAGGCUACCGCGUGUUGGCUUUGGCAUGUAGACCUCUUCCCAAGCUGAACUAUGUGAAGAUACAAAGAGUGGCAAGGGAAGAAGUAGAAUGUGACCUCAGCUUUCUAGGACUGCUGGUGAUGGAGAACAAGCUGAAACCAGAAAGUGCCUCCACGAUCAAAGUGCUGCAAGAGGCAUAUGUUAGGCCAGUGAUGAUAACGGGUGACAACAUGCUGACAGCGCUCAGUGUCGCCAGGGAGUGUGGAAUGAUACAGCCAGGACAGAAUGUCAUUCUGGCCACUGCAUCCCCUCCCUCUGGAGCUGAGCUUAACCCCAGGUUAGAGUGGGUGGUUGCUGAGGAGACCAGCGAGAGAAUCGAAGAGCUGAAAGUGCGAGAACUGGGUGACGUCAACCUCGUCAUGGAGCAAGCCAACAAAUUCCAUAUUGCCGUUACAGGGAAGACAUGGGCUGUUGCUAAGCAACUGUAUCCAGAGAUACUGCCCAAACUUGCAGUGAGAGGUACUGUAUUUGCCAGAAUGUCUCCAAACCAGAAAGCACAACUGGUGGAGGUGCUACAAGAGAUCGGUUACUAUGUGGUAAUGUGCGGGGAUGGAGCCAAUGACUGUGGAGCUCUCAAAAUGGCGCAUGCUGGGAUUGCGUUGACGGAGGCUGAGGCUUCAGUGGCGUCACCUUUUACCUCCAAGGAGCAGAACAUCCGGUGCACGCCAACGCUGAUAAGGGAAGGCAAGGCAGCCCUAACCACAACAUUUGGGAUUUUCAAGUUUAUGGCGUGUAUCAGCUUGACACAGUUUGUAACUGUCCUCAUAUUAUAUUGGAUUGGCAACAACCUGACCGACUUUGGGUUCUUGUAUAUUGAUAUGAUUCCUGUCACAACUUUGGCUGUCACAUUCAGUUACACCAGGGCCUACCAGAGCCUAACCAAGGACAAGGUGACGGUCAGUCUGUUUACUGCCCAGCCACUGAUGUCACUGGUCUUCCAGAUGAUCCUGAUGACCGGCAUACAGACGUUCUUUUUCUUCUAUGUAAAGACCAUGCCUUGGUUCGUCUCCUUUGUGGACAAUCCUGACGAUGAGUAUGCCAGUCACAUGAACGCCACCAUAACUCUCAUCUCCUGCUACCAGUAUGUCACCCUGGCAGUGAUCUUCCACAAGGGGGCGCCCUUCAGGAGGUCCAUGUUCACCAACUGGUUUUUCCUCAUCAACGUGAUAGCUGUGACGAUCAUCAACGUGUGGCUGACCAUCUACCCACCUCAGUUCCUGACUGACCUCAUGGAACUUGCAGACCUUCCAGACAUGCUGUUCAGAAUAAUUAUAGUGUGUGUGGCUGCCGUCAACUUCCUGGCGUCAUUAUUCCUUGAGACCUUUAUCCUGGAUGGUUUAGUCCGAGAAAAAGUUCGCACCGUGACCAGGAAAUGGUGUUGCAAGUCCAAGCAGUAUCGUUACAUGCACAUUGAGGAUGAGAUUAUAGCCUCUUCUCAUUGGCCGCCAGUGAAUACUGCGACCUCUGACCUUGCCAAAGUGCUGCGCCAGGAGAGCGCCAUUGCAACAGAUGAUACCGGCAUUGUGACCAGUUCAAGCAAGACUGAGCUGGACACACAUGAAGAAGAGGCGGAUGCAGCUGACAGUGGAAAAUACAACGAGGCAUUUGAACCAGACACUCCUACUGCUCAAAGUGAUAUACACCCUCCGUCCUACAGUAUCUCUACUGCUUUAUGAUAUUAGAUAUUGUACUGACAUAUAGUUUACUACUAUGGGGGAUACAUGACGCCCGUCCUACUGCCUCUCUACAACUAUGAUACCAGACAUUGUACUGACAUAUAGUUUACUACACUGGAGGAUACAUGGCGCCCGUUCUAUAGCCUCUUUACUACUAUGAUACCAUACACUGUACUGACAUACAGUUUCAUCAACAUAUAAACAUCCGUUGUAUGGAGUGCUUAGCCCUUCCAAAACCAUAAUAAUAAUAAUAAUAAUAAUAAUAAUAAUAAUAAUAAUAAUAAUAAUAAUAAUAAUAGAAAGAAUAAAAGCGGGUCACUUGAAUUUGAUGAAAAUGUUGCGUAGGAAAAAUGAAUUAAAGUAUUCUGAUAUCGUGCAUGCGAACAGCAUUAUACCAUUCAAGGGAACUGUAAACUGAUAUUGUAUAAACCGUUUUUAUGUGUGACAUAUUGUAUUUUAAGGAGUUUGCUUAAAAUAAAUAAGUAUACUUUUCAUUCUCUUUAACUAUUAAAUAAGGUUAGAAACCUGGAAGAUUUGUCUAUUUCUGCAUGUAGGUGAUACCGAGUAUGUGUCGGAGGAGGCUAUAUUUUCAUGUCAGAAUUUCAGUGGAGUUGAAAUGUCAUGCCAUUAUUGAUUUUGGUUAUAAAAAAGCGACAAUAAUUAUAGUGGUGGAUGAUUCUAGUAAAUUUUUGUCGGCUUUUGUCUUAACAUUUUCAAGUCACUUACGUAGGUUAGGCCUGGUUCUUUUUCCUCAUCAGUGUAAUUAAUGCGAAAAUAAAAAAAAUAUCAUGUACAUGUAAUAAGAUCAUGCUGUCACAUCAUGAGACAUUUAGGUGAAUCUGCUUAUUUCAAUGUCUCCCAUUAUUUUUUAUAUUCCUACAGCCUUUCAGCCCGAAAUCUCUCGGGGGCGCACAAGUUAAAAUGAAACAUUAAACGCACAUGUAUAAAAUAUGAUAUAUAAUAAGGUGAAAUUCACAAGAAGACGUCGCUGUUCUCCGUUCGCUACUAACUUAAUGGGCAGCUACAAGCGUUGAAAACGGACUUUGACAUGGUCAAAAGUUUGGACUUAAAGGAAUCAAACAAGAUUUUCAAAGCAAGGGGAAAAGAACUGAAACGCCCUGGUAAAGUGGCAAUCGUGCAAUUAUGAAUGUCUUUCAACUGCUGCCCUCUCUUCUAUAACUGCACUGAUGUUACUAUAAACUACCUUUAAAAAAAA